Rhipicephalus microplus (southern cattle tick) is the source of this 936-nucleotide messenger RNA. RefSeq names its product glycerophosphodiester phosphodiesterase 1. The record is from RefSeq and is a predicted model, not a curated record. Gene Ontology annotation, cellular component: plasma membrane. NCBI's taxonomy places the organism in Eukaryota, Metazoa, Arthropoda, Arachnida, Ixodida, Ixodidae. Gene Ontology annotation, biological process: N-acylethanolamine metabolic process; phospholipid metabolic process; ethanolamine metabolic process. Gene Ontology annotation, molecular function: glycerophosphodiester phosphodiesterase activity.
AUGGUUUCCGCUCAAGCCGUCGGAAUCAUCACCGUUGUGUGCUGCGUGCUUGUCCGAUUGUUUUCGAUACCACGCGUUGACGAUAGCCUAGCUUCGGAGGUGAUCUUUGGCGUGAAACAGCAUGACGGCUCACGGCUUCCACCUGUCUUCGGGCACCGCGGCUGUGCCCUCGAUGCUCCCGAGAACACUUUGGCCGCCUUCAAGGAGGCCAAGAAAAACGACGCCGACGGAAUCGAGUUGGACUUGUCCUUCACGCGUGACAAUGUUGCCGUCAUCUUCCACGACGACACCCUGCAGCGCACCACCAACGGUGAAGGUCUACUAGAGAACAUAACUUUCGAGGAGCUGCGUCGUUUGGACGCCUCGUGCAAGCACCCGCUCUCCAAGCGUUUCCCCGAAGAGCGCGUUCCUACGCUCGAAGAAGGCGUCGAAGAGUGUCUGCGUCUUGGCAUGCGUAUUAUCAUCGAUGUCAAGAACUACGACUCCCGCGCCGUCGAGGCAGUCGACAAACUAUUUCGUGAAAAACCGGAGCUGUAUGGACGGGCACUAGUCGCCUCCUUCUAUCACAACUUCGUGUACUUUCUGCGACGCAAAAACCCAGAUAUUGUGACCGCGCUAACUUGGCGACCGGGAUUCCUAGCGUACGAGGACGUGAACAACACGCGACCACGCCACCGCGAUGCCGUAGCCCACAUGUUCGACACAAUUGCCGACUGGCUCCUCGAGACGGCACUCCACACCGGCCUUCUGCCUUACCUGACUGGUGCCUCGGCUGUUCUGAUCAGCAGUAACAUGAUGAGCGCUGAAUACGUAAAGGCCUGGCGUAACUGGGGUAUUCACGUGAUUGCCUGGACGUCCAACCAUCCGACCGAAAAGGAGUUCCUCCGCCGAUCACUGCGGGUCAGCGUUAUCACGGACACCAUGCACCCGGAUUAA